AACCUUGUGCAGGACAUGAUCACCACGCUCCCCAAGUUGCGCGUCUUACGGCUAACCCACGCGCCAUUCUUCAGCCGCGAGCCCUGGAACUGCGAAGAAGAUGACCAAAAGCGCCAGUGGCGCCAUGGCCAGGUUGCCACUGAAAUGAUGCGUUAUCUCGCCGCGAAGAAGUCCCCGAUUCAAGUGCUCGCCUUCAGCCCAAGCGCCACCAAGUUCACGUCCCCUGGCAGCUUGGAUGAAAAUAGACAUCUAGGGCCAAACUACUACUAUGUCAGGGGAGAAACAACAGUGACGCCUGGAGGCGGUUAUAAACCAUCCCAAGUAGUUGCUGUACCAGCGUCACGGGACCUAUCGGCGCGUUACGCCGGAGAGUCUCCUAUACUCGCCCCUCAGGCAAGAGCGCCACAAAUUUGA
Messenger RNA from Cucurbitaria berberidis CBS 394.84, 414 nucleotides. RefSeq lists its product as uncharacterized. NCBI's taxonomy places the organism in Eukaryota, Fungi, Ascomycota, Dothideomycetes, Pleosporales, Cucurbitariaceae. The annotation marks the transcript as partial. The transcript has a single exon. The record is from RefSeq and is a predicted model, not a curated record.